Cynara cardunculus var. scolymus (artichoke) is the source of this 1286-nucleotide messenger RNA. RefSeq names its product probable long-chain-alcohol O-fatty-acyltransferase 5. Gene Ontology annotation, biological process: lipid metabolic process. The record is from RefSeq and is a predicted model, not a curated record. Lineage: Eukaryota; Viridiplantae; Streptophyta; Magnoliopsida; Asterales; Asteraceae. The transcript has a single exon. The coding region runs from base 82 to 1143 and encodes 353 amino acids.
UUCCUUGACAACCACAUACCCUAAAACGUGUGUGUUUGUGUGUGUGAGAGGAAGAGGAAUCUAGAGACAGGGAGAGAGAUUAUGGAGUUGAAAGAUGAGAUGAAUAACCUCAUCAAAGUAUCAUUCUAUGCAUAUAUUUCACUUUUGUAUUGCUUUUUUGUAGGCAAGAUUAUCCCAAAAGGUGUCCCCAGACUCCUCACCAUCCUUCCUGUUGUCAUCUUCUUCCUCUCCAUCCCCCUCUUUCUAACCUCUGUUCACUCCAUUGGAGCUAUUUCCUUCUACAUUUCAUGGCUUGCAAACUUCAAGCUCCUCCUUUUUGCCUUCGAAAAAGGUCCCCUUUCUUCACCAUCCAUCCCACUCUUCCGCUUCUUUGCAAUGGCUUGUUUCCCCAUCGAUGUAAGUCAAACCAGCAAAGGGUUUUCCAAGCCCAAAAACUUCAGCACAAAGUCUGUGAUCAGCUAUGGUACAAAGGGUCUUCUUCUUGCCUUUUUACUUAGGGUUUAUCAUAAUCAUCAUGAGGUUAUGAACCCGAUGGUGGCAUGGUGCUUCUUUGGGUUCUCCGUUUACUUAAUGCUAGAGCUUUUGGUUGCCAUAAGCUCAGCCAUCAUCGGGUUGUUUCUUAGGGUGGAGCUCGACCCUCAGUUUGACAAACCCUAUCUCGCCACAUCCCUACAGGACUUCUGGGGACGACGGUGGAAUGUGAUGGUCAACCGCAUCCUUCAUCCAACCGUAUAUGACCCGAUGCUUAAACUAUCGGUUCGAGUUGUUGGUCGAUUGUGGGCUCCAGUUCCAGCCAUCCUGACCACAUUCGCAGUUUCCGGGCUCAUGCACGAGCUAAUCUUCUUUUACUUCACUAGGGCUUGGCCCACUGGGGAGGUGAUGCUUUUCUUUUGUCUGCACGGGGUUUGUUUGGUCAUGGAGGUAGUAAUAAAGAAAGCACUUAGAGUGAAACGGAAUUUGCCACGUCAGCUAACGGCACCAUUAGUUGUGUCGUUUGUGUUGGCAACAUCUUAUUGGUUGUUUCUCCCUGAAUUACUGAGGUGUAAUAUGGUCGAAAGAGCGUUCGAAGAGUACGGGAUGGUGAGUGAGUUAGCGAUGGAUGUUGUUCGGACACCCCCGGUGUUCUUGAAGUUUAAGGAGUAGAUUCGUAUGGCGAUAAUGUCACCUCAUGACGUUGACGUUCGAAUGGUAUAAGUAUUUAAACUAUGUGUCUUUCUUGUAACGUACGUGCAAUGUUUGGUGCCGGUUUUCGGGAAAUUACAAGUCGCUACAUAGUGUUACGUACA